UCACGACGUUCUCACGCAGCGGAGAUUUGCCGGUGCCUCCCGGCUUCCGUCGAGCACGGCACAAGAUGGCGGCCUCCGAGACGGUUCGUUUGCGGCUCCACUUCGACUACCCGCCCCCUUCCUCUCCGCGUUGUUCAGUCUUCUGGCUCCUGGCCGACCUGACCAAAUGCCGAGUGGUCACUGACCUGGCCAGCCUCAUCCGCCACCGCUUCGGCUUCAGCUCUGGGGCGGCGCUGGGGCUCUACCUGGAUGGGGGGCUGCUCCCCCCCACUGAGAGCGCGCGCCUGGUGCGGGACAACGACUGCCUCAGAGUUAAAUUAGAAGAUGUUGACAUUGUUGAGAACUCUGUAGCAGUCAGUAAUGGGCUCAGUUAUUCAUACAAAAAAGCACGGAAGAGGAGAUCCACAUGGGAAGAAGAAGAGUCCGAUGCAGAAAAUGAUCAAUACAUAGAAAAGCAUUGGAAAGAGGGAGAGAUCAGUGAAACCUCUUCUCUGGAACCAGAUCAAGACACAAAGAAAAAAAACAAGAAGAGAAAAAGGAAUGAGGGAGGAAGUGAAAAUAAUGGAAAAUGGACCCCCCAAAAAUCAGGGAAAGAGAAGAGAGGAAAAGCUGAAGAAAAGAAACAGAAAAGGCCUCCAAAGUCUUCUAAAACAAAGACAUUGCCAGAACGGACCAAAAAGAGGUGUGUUGUUCAGAAGAGUGCUUCCAUUAAAAAUAGUUCAGCUGAAACCAAGAGGAAAAAGGAUAUUGGCUUGUCUGCUAAAGCCAACCCUGACACCUCAUCGGACUCUGAUUCUUCUGCCACAUCGUCAGAUGAUAGCCACAGCAAGACAAGUCUUGGUGGUAAAAAAUCAAUAGAAAAGGAGUCAUUCAUUACAUCAAAGUCAACCGGUUCCCACCCAAAGGCAGACAGACUUGUUACCGGCUCUGCUAAGGCCAAAGGAACUCAAGCCUCAUCCUCUAGUUUGGAUUCCAGUUCCAGUUCAGAUGACCAGGGCAGUAUGCCCAAGAGAGCUCCAGCGCCGGCUCCUCCCCCAGUGGGAGCAGCAGGAUCUCCAAGAUCUUCCCAGACAAAUGGUCCAGAUACAGGCAGUCACUUAGGAACAAGACAGGAGAUGCGAUACUCUGAUCUCUGGGAUAAGCCAGUAUUGGGAAAUAGUGGGAAACAACCAGCCCCUCUGACUGCAGAAGCAGCUCCUCAUCCCAGCAGUUUUGGAAGGGGGAGGGGAAGAGGGGAAGACAUUUUCCCUUGGAGGGGACCUAGGGGACGGGGUUUUCGUGGAAUCAGAGGACGAGGGAGAGGGGGAAACAUUAAUUAUGUGUUUAAUGGUGAAUCCCAGAAACAGCAGCAAUUAAAUGAAGUAGUAAAAAACACUUCCAUUAUUAUCCAGAAUCCAGUGGAGACUCCCCAGAAGGACUACAGUCUACUUCCUCAAUUAGCAGCACCCCCACGGGUAGGGGAAAAGAUUGCAUUUAAGCUUUUGGAAUUGACAGCAGAUUAUUCUCCUGAUGUCUCUAGUUACAAGGAGGGGAAAAUAAUAAACUACAAUCCUGAUGCUCAGGAAGUAGACAUAGAAAUCCUUUCAUCUUUACCAGUGGUGAAAGAGCCUGGGAAAUUUGACCUGGUGUACCAGAAUGAAAAUGGAACAGAAGUGGUAGAAUAUGCAGUAUCACAGGAUAAAAGGAUAACUAUUUGUUGGAAAGAACUGAUCGAACCAAGACUAAUUAUUGAGCCUCACACUGACACUCCAAAUACAGAACAGGCCUGACCUUUAUCAUUCCACCCAGUGUAUAUGAAGGACUAUAUAUUUAGUUUAUAAUUCAAAUAGUUUAUAAUUUUUGUUUGCUUUAUGACCUUGUGAAAAUAUGACUAUAGGUUGCACCUUUUCUAAAUAAAGUAUUUCAACAACAUAGAAUAAAAUUUUUAGUAUUUUUUUAUGUUAAGUAUUUUAUGAAAAAUAUACCUCUUAAUAUUAAAAACUAGUUACUUUAAAACAUCAUAUGUUACAGAAGUGGUAGUUAUCUUAAAUUAAUCAUAGUUUUAGAAUCACUGAUAAGUAAUUUCUACCCUCAAUCCUACCUUCAAGUCCUGUAAGUUGGUACAACUUUUAUAACAGAAUUUGAUAUAACAGUUGAAUGUUAUGAAGUUAAUAAACUUUUGGCCACUGGGUGGUAAUAUAAGAAAAGAAACUUUUUUUUUACUAUGCCAGUUAUAUAUGUAACAUUUAAACCACUAAAGCAAAUGUCCCCAUCUUAAUAAUUCUGUCUAUUGAAAAAUUUCAAAAACUUUAUUUUCAUUUAUAGACAGAUUAUCUCAAGAUAUAAUGAGUAUUUAUAUAAAUGUUUUCAGAUGUUUGGGGAGUAAUGUUCUGUGAACUUUUCGAGAAAAGGGGUACAGAAUUCAUGAGACCCUGUCUGAAGAAGUUAGCCUGAGAAACUUUGGAAAUGUGAAUUUGGAAAGAACUAGUUCUCAACUAUAAAAUAGUUAACAUGGGAAAUGCCAUGACAUCAGGUUUAGAUUGAUUUCGUGAACAAUCAAGUAGAUGUUUGACUUCAUCAUGAAGACGACGACCACCCUCCUAUUUGUAUCAAAGAAGAAAAACUGUCCUCCCUGUUUUGACCAUAAGUUUGUCAGAGACCAUGCAUUAUUACUCAGCAUUCCUGCUAGGAGGAAGAGCCGGAUUAUAGGAGUCAUUCCAGGAGCAUUUUAAAAUAUGUAACAUUCUAAAGAAAUCAGCAAGUUUUUCCUGAAAUUUGAAAUUAUCCCCAAUGCAAGAAAUAUUCUCUUAAUCUUAUACUAACCAAAAGACAAAAGUAUCACAGCAAGGUAAAGUAAAGCACAGAAUUUAGGGAUAGUGUUUUUGUUUUUCUUAAACAAAACAGUAAUGUCAUUGGACCCACAUAGACAUUUCUUUUAAAACCAUUCGCUCUUUCUUUCACCAUAUCCUCCAAUCAGUUCCUCUCUGUUUCAUCAAAGGGGGAUUAAGAGAUAAAAUUCUUAAUUGAAUUAAACAAAGGUACUUCUAUUAUUUCAGUCAGGUCCAGGGAAAGGAAAAGGAUCACUUCUCUUGAGCUGAUUCAUGAUGAAUCCGGGGACACUUCUUUUUAUUAAGAAAGAUUUUCUCCAUUUAAUCUUAGUUUUAAGGAAUUAAGUUCUUCCUUGGAUUUAAGUUCUGUUACUAAAAAGUGACUAGGUCUUUAAUUCAAGUGAAACAAAGGACUAAUUUAGAUUACCAAACUGUCAAAAUAUUGUUUCUUAAUCCUACAGCAAAAAAGCUUUAAUGGCUAUAUUUUCCCAGUAUUAAGAAAAUAUUGUUAGAAUUCUUACAAGGUGCUGUCAGUGGACUUGAUAAGAAACAAUGGUCGUUUAUCAGGGUACUUAACAGUUCUCUAGAUGUACUUAGUACU
Molecule: messenger RNA, 3408 nt
Organism: Sarcophilus harrisii (Tasmanian devil)
Lineage: Eukaryota; Metazoa; Chordata; Mammalia; Dasyuromorphia; Dasyuridae
Gene: COIL
Product: coilin
Exons: 7
Coding region: 66-1769 (567 amino acids)
Biological process (GO): spliceosomal snRNP assembly
Cellular component (GO): Cajal body
Molecular function (GO): U2 snRNA binding; U1 snRNA binding
Source: RefSeq, a predicted model, not a curated record